AUGUUCGACUCCGCACGAGCGCCUCGCGUAAACUCUGGUACUCCCGAACCCGCCAUCGACCAGAACCUUGAAGCCCAGAUUAAGGCUCUACAGCGAGUGUCGGCUCUUCCCGCUUCGACGCCACCUCGUGACGUUGCGGCUGCAUCAUCCGCAAUUCCUACAUCGCCGCCUCGCCCCAUUUCUCCAUCCCUCGAGUCUAAUACGGCAUCUACAGAGCUGCAGUUGGGGGACGGGGCUAGAGGAGCAGGCGACACCUUUGAGGAGAUGGUUGACCGUCCGCCUUCUCUAGUUGACAAGGCCGUGCCUGCUCGCACGAGCGAAGCCCUUGGACUUCCUGAGCUCCCCGAGUCAGACAAGUUUGUGGCCGCGACGGGUGUGACGACCCGCCCAAAACGCAAGAGAGGCCAGGGUCCGGAUAAGGAAGUUUCUGAAGGCAAGGAGGGAGAGAGCGAGGGCGUUGGUAAUGGCGCAGAGAAGGCAAAGACGAAGAAGCACGCUGGGGGUAAAGACAAGGCCGGAGGCGACAAGAAGAAGAAGAAGUGA
Messenger RNA from Peniophora sp. CBMAI 1063, 543 nucleotides. Lineage: Eukaryota; Fungi; Basidiomycota; Agaricomycetes; Russulales; Peniophoraceae. The record is from the annotation of a GenBank genome assembly.